This is a messenger RNA of Brassica oleracea var. oleracea, 993 nucleotides long. RefSeq lists its product as uncharacterized. The coding region runs from base 7 to 993 and encodes 328 amino acids. Lineage: Eukaryota; Viridiplantae; Streptophyta; Magnoliopsida; Brassicales; Brassicaceae. The record is from RefSeq and is a predicted model, not a curated record. The transcript is spliced from 6 exons.
GAAAAGAUGAUAUACAAUUGUGUGGAUAUUUACAAGCAGCCUUCGUUAAACCAUCCUUUACUCCAAAAUCACAAAAUUCAGAUGGAACCAUCUUUUUCAGUCCCUAAAUCAAAUCGAUUUGAAAAUAAAAUGCGUACAAAUAUAAUCGGUUGUCCAAACGGAACAGUUCCUAUAUUGAAAAACAUAAAAGACCAUGCUGCAAAUACUCAAUAUUUUGCAGAAAAGUAUUUCAAUCCACUCACAGUUGAAAGUCAUGGAACACAUUUUGAAGGAAUCAGAUUGCAAAAGGAUGGUCCUUACUAUGGUAUAGCAGCUUGGAUAAGUGUGCAUGACUUAAACAUUAGUAGAGACCAAGCUUCAUUUGCUAACAUGUAUGUUGGCAAUCGAGUUAACAACAAAGAAAAUUUUAUUCAAGUUGGUUGGAUGAUAAAUCCAAGUGUACUUGGAGAUGGACGACCGUGGAGUUAUGGAUUUUGGAGGGGUGUCAACGGAGCAGGUUGUUAUAAUACAGUGUGUCCUGGUUUUAUUCAAGUGUCAAAAGAUGAUCCUUUAAGUGAACCAUUACCUUAUGCUCCAGAAGGAAAAAGAAACAUUGCUCUUACUAUUCAGCAGGAUACGGACACAGGUCACUGGUGGGUAACAGAUAUAGAAGAAGGCGAUAAACCAGAUAUACAUAUUGGCUAUUGGCCUAAAGAACUAUUUGAUCUAAUGGGUGAUGGUGCGAACAUACUUGGAAUUGGAGGAGCAGUCCAGUCUUCAUCUUCCGGUGUAAGUCCACCAAUGGGUAAUGGUCAUCUACCAACAAAAAAGGACAUGGAUUCAGCACGCGUUUCAGAGUUUCUCUACAGAUACGAAAAUUCAGACUUCAAGAAUUAUUACCAGUAUUCUAAGUUGGAUAAGCUAUUAGACAGUGAAAAAUGCUAUGGCUUAAAAAAGGGGGACGAUUAUUUUUUCACAUUUGGUGGACCGGGAGGAAAUUCAUGUGGAAUAUAA